Messenger RNA from Megalops cyprinoides (Indo-Pacific tarpon), 1658 nucleotides. It is a transcript of the gene mrm3b, whose product is annotated as mitochondrial rRNA methyltransferase 3b. NCBI's taxonomy places the organism in Eukaryota, Metazoa, Chordata, Actinopteri, Elopiformes, Megalopidae. The transcript has 4 exons. Gene Ontology annotation, molecular function: RNA methyltransferase activity; RNA binding. The coding region runs from base 18 to 1415 and encodes 465 amino acids. Gene Ontology annotation, biological process: RNA processing. The record is from RefSeq and is a predicted model, not a curated record.
CGGCGUUCGUGCGCAGCAUGGGUUGUCGGCUCCUAGUAUCAGAGUUAAGUACAAUUUUGACGGUCAAGGAGAAUCCAGGUGCCAACUUGAAGAGGUACGUCCGCGCCUUAAGACGCAGACCCGUGAAGGUGCUGUACCCGGACGAUGAGACCGAAAAGCAGCAGAAAUCAAAGCAAAACAUUUCCAAAGUCGUUGAGCAGCGACCGGCUCAUCAGACGUUUGCUGCCCAGAAGAAGACGGUCUCAGAGAGCGGUAUAAAAAACAAACAGAAAGUAGAGGACACUGGUGAUGCCAUCUCAAAGUUCUGGAGUAAUUCUAAACAAGGCACUAAAGCCUCUGCAGACUAUAAAAUGCCAUCUUCAGCAUUUUACGAUGAUCUGGCCGGACUGCGAUACGAGAAGGCCUUCCCUGGAGACAAGAGAUUGGCGAGGGUAGUUUGCGUGGCACGCUCGAGGAAAUUUCGGGAACAGCAGGGCAAGGUGCUGCUGGAGGGGAGACGGCUGAUCUGCGACGCGCUGGAUGCGGGGGCCAUCCCGCAGAUGAUCUUCUUCAGCACCGUGGAGCGACUACGCGAGCUGCCCCUGGACAAACUGCGGCGCACCAGCCUGGUAAAAGUGAAAUUCGAGGAAAUCAAGACUUGGUCGGACCUUGUGACUCCACAAGGCCUGAUGGCUAUAUUCUCGCGUCCGGAUGCAGCGCGACUGGCGUUCCCCAGUGAGCAGCGGGGCCAGUCAGUGCCGCUUUCGCUGAUCUGCGACAACGUGCGCGACCCGGGCAAUCUGGGCACCAUUCUGCGCUGUGCAGCUGCGGCUGGAUGUCACAGUGUGUUAUUAACCAAAGGCUGUGUGGAUGUCUGGGAGCCAAAGGUGCUGCGAGCUGCAAUGGGCGCCCACUUCAGGCUUCCCAUCAUCCCUAGUUUGGAGUGGGACCAUAUUCCGGGACACCUCCCUACCAUGACCACCGUCCACCUGGCUGACAACUGUAGCGUGAUGGAGAAGGACGCAGAAGAAGCGGCAGCGUCAAGUCCACCCCGAAAAGCAGGAGAUUAUGGCUGGGUGAGCACCAGGCCUAACCCCAGAAACGUGCAGUACGAGGAAUACUAUGAGUCGGACUCUGACGAUGAGUUGGACGAGGGAAGGCUUUCUCUCCCGGUCGUGGAGACCCAGCUUUACCAUGAAAACUGGGCACAGGGUCACACCGCGCUCGUGAUUGGUGGAGAGACCCAUGGACUCAGCGUGGAAGCUCUUCAAUUGGCUGAGAGAACUGAUGGUAGAAGGCUCCUUGUUCCCAUGGUUCCCGGGGUGGACAGUCUAAACUCUGCUAUGGCGGCUAGUAUUCUCCUCUUUGAGGGCAGGCGACAGUUUACGCUGCUUAAUAGGGAGUCUGACAGGAAAACCAAAUCCAAAAUGCCAUAACCAUGGUGCUCCUCCGACACAGGCUUAUUAUUUUUAUGUAUUUAAAGCUGUAAUUGUGUAUGGAAGCUUUGACUUAACUUCAGAGCCUGUUAGUGUGUCAUCGGGCUUACAUUUCCCAUCAGGGUGCUCUAUUUCUGAUUAAAACAGCAGCUUUGCUAGAAAUAUGUAUGUGUGUUGAACUGUAUAUUCCCUCUUCCUGUUACUGUAUAUUCCCUUGUCGUCGGUAGGAAAUCAAUAAAAAAG